CGUGACAUCAAUACAUCAUGGUCAUCAUGUUCGCAUCCUCUGUUUCCGGCGGUAGAUGCUGUCAGCCAGAAUUCGUCGCUCUUGUUUCAGCGCCUCCUGUCUUGCUCUGCCACCGCGCCUGGACCAAUCAGCCUGAGGUCCCAGACUUAAGUCGCAGCUGUCUCCCAGGGAUCGGAUCUCCCUUUCUCCUCCGCCCUCCCGGCCUCCGUCAACGCUCCAUGCCUGAAUCAGAACCACGGUCAUCCUCAGGGCUUAGGCCAAGGUUCUGCGGCUGCUACCUCUCUCCGGCGGCGAGAGCUACGGAAGCUAUUCUGACCCCUUGAGUUGACGACCAUGGCAGGGGACAGGGCAAGGAGUGACGCUCGAAACAUGUGACCCCGCUAUAAUCUGUACUUCAACAGGGACGCCGCCUUUCUUUCUGCUGACGGUGAUUGUAAGCGGCUGGCGACAAUCUAAUCCAGACCUCCGGCGGCUUCGAGGAAAGGGCUGCCCUCACCUAACGUUAGGUGCGAGAAGUGACCGCAGACCACACAUCAUUCAAAGAUCUGCCGACAUGGACUGUUAGCACAUGGACUGUUAGUCGAUUAGCUAUCAACAACUCUGCGGACAUCGUUUGAAGAAGGACCUACUAGCGCAUAUGGACGGUCAGCUACUCCGUAUUAAAGCUCCGCUGGUAAACAUAAGGGGAAGCAGUGGGCUAGAAUUGCAUGGAGCCAAAAAUUGGGCCUAAAAUAUGUGGAUAUGGGCUAAGGCUUCUACAAUUUAAAACGGGCCCAAGGAGUUCUGCUGGAUGAUAUUCAUUCUAGUGAGCCCACAUUUUUCAGCCCGCUUAAAAAAGCUAAGUGCUUCUCUUUAAUUUUUAUAUUAUUUAUAUUUAUUUAAAUCAUUUCUUUUCCGGUUAAAUGUCACACUGUCACGCAAUUAUGAUCAAAUGCCUAGUAGACUGUGACUUGAGACCAUCACUAGGAUUUAAAGCCCUGACUCCUCAGACAUAAAGCCCUGACUCCUCAGGCACAAAACCUUGACUCCUCAGGCACAAAGCCCUGACUCUCAGGCAUGAAGACCGGUCUUAGUCAUUCCAAGAAUGGCGACCGUUGCGUAAGAAUGGCUCACACCUCCACUCUACUAAGUAUUUUAUCAUCACAUCAACAAUUCACAUUUCCACUUUUUUCAAGUGACGAACUCCCGAUCGGAAACAUAAACCCCAAGAAAAAAAUUUAUAUGCAUGCCAAAUGUGUAGGUACGAAGAUGACUUUAUUCAUUUUUACCUCGACUCCACUCGCCUCAAAGAGUGGGGGACUGGGGGACUGAGAGGUCAGAGUUUCUAGAUGAGCAGAAAAUAUCACGCAUGAGCAGGAACGAAAGCUGAGUCAGAUGAAGAGGAGUUGAACCAGACAAAAAUGAUUAUGCCGGAAGGGGUCUACCAUCCUUGUUUAUUAGGAUUUUUUCCCUUUAGGUGUACUCUUUUUCCCUUUAUUAGGAUUUUUUCCCACAGGGUUUUUUCCUAGUAAAGGUUUUUAACGAGGCACCUCCCCAUCACGGACAAGGGUGGUGGUUCCCGGCCGGAGAGGAAGAAAUCAAAGACAGAAGAACGUUGCAGAUACAGUUUGGACUACUCCCUUUCACCUCGAGUACUCUCGACUCAGGGAGUGGGGGACUCCUGAUGGAAUAUAUGGACUUCGACCUCCCGGUCUGCCUACUAUUGGGCCUAGACAGCGGCCCACACACGUUUAGCGGAUAUCAUUCAUAUUAUUGUACAUUAUUAUUAUUAUUCAGAUGUUCUAGAUUAGUUUUUUGUACUAUCAGUCCAUUUAUGUAACCGGGUCUGUCAGGCUCAUAUUAGAGGCCCAGACCCGGAUUUUCCCUAUAUAUACUCCUUUAGGAGGCUACACAACAAAUACAAUCAAUAUUCAUUCUAUACACUAUUCAUCUUCUUCUUCAUCAUUUCUUCUCCACUCUUGUUCAAACUCUCACUAGUUAUAGGAUAUGGGUAUCAAUUAUCCAACAUAUACUAUCCUCCGUAUCAUAUUAGUUGCAACAUUGCAAUUGAUACACUAUUCAUGUACUCUACUUUGAUUACAUUUUAUUUAAUUAUUAAUAUAUGUGAAUUAUUUUAAAAAAAUGUUGAAUUCAUCUCAUUACUAAGUUUCAUAAUCCGAUUUUAAUUAUUUUUUACUAAUCUAUAAUUAAAUAUAAUGACGAUUAAAAUUGUGCGUUGCCAAACGUGAAAAAAAAAGAAUGUUCUAACGUAUAAGUACUUAUAUUUUAAUUUGUGCAGCAUUGGGAGCCUAGGUUGGGAAAUGGAAGAGGAAGGAGUACACAACGUGACCGUCACCGGAGUUAAAUUCAGCGGCACACAAAAUGGAUUUAGGAUCAAAACUUGGUCACAGCCAAGUAACGGCUUCGUUAGAGGCGUCAAUUUUCAACAUGGCUUCAUGUCUGACGUGAGAAACCCCAUCAUCAUUGACCAAAACUACUGCCCCAACAGCAAUGGCUGCUCCAACGAGGGUUCGGGCGUGAGGAUCAGUGAUGUGAACUACCAAGACAUACAAGGAACAUCAACAACAGAAGUGGGAGUAAAUUUGGAUUGUAGCUCGAGAGAACCAUGCAUGGGCAUAAGGUUGAACAACGUACACCUGACAUGCAAGAAAGAACAAGCCAUAUCCUCUUGCGCUAACGCCCAUAUCACAUCCUCUGAUUCAUUUGUUAAUCCUUCCAGCUGCCUCACUGCCCGCUAGCUCCGGCCUUUUGGAUCCAUGCCAGCUGAUUCUCAAACCAAAUGUUUUAGACUUAGAUUUUACUAGAUCAUUAAAUGGAAUGUAGUCAUUAGUUAGCUAGUUAAUAUAUACUCAUUAACGUAACUAAUUAGUUAUGUUAACACACGCAUGCAGUAUUUAGACUUCAAUCAUACUCAAUAGUUUAAUUUGCAGUUUUGAUAUUUUAAUAGGGAUCGGAAAAGGGUCAUAUAAGCCCUCCUACUAUUUUUGAAACAUCACUUAAGCCCUUGUACCCUAAGAAAC
Messenger RNA from Cuscuta europaea, 3020 nucleotides. NCBI's taxonomy places the organism in Eukaryota, Viridiplantae, Streptophyta, Magnoliopsida, Solanales, Convolvulaceae. The record is from the annotation of a GenBank genome assembly.